This is a messenger RNA of Schistocerca gregaria, 2902 nucleotides long. RefSeq lists its product as uncharacterized. The transcript is spliced from 9 exons. Lineage: Eukaryota; Metazoa; Arthropoda; Insecta; Orthoptera; Acrididae. Bases 79 to 1287 code for a protein of 402 amino acids. The record is from RefSeq and is a predicted model, not a curated record.
UCUCAAUAAAAGUCCAUUGCAAAAGCACAAGCUGAGUUAGUCGGUGCACCACCUGGCCUGCAGGAUCUUUCAUGUAGAAUGUCUCCCACAACUCCAUCUGUUAUAACACUUAUUCUCUACAUGACAUCAGGCGUAAAUGGUGAAAGCACUGAAGAACUGAGCAUGUCAUUGGAAAGAAGAUUGCCAUCCUUCCUGGAGAAACAAAACAUUAUUUGCACUGGAAGUCAAAAUAAUACUGACAAAAAAGGAGUGUGUCUGGACAGGAAUGUAUGUCGAUUUUCUGGAGGAAAAGUUAUUGGCUCCUGCCCUGUUUCUGGUGGCUGCUGUUACUAUGAGCAUACUUGCUACAGUUCAUCAGUGGUCAAGCUGUCAUACUUUGUAAAUCCAGCCACUCCUCCUCACCACUGUACCUUCCAAGUAGAAACUGCAAACACAAAUGUUUGUCAAAUAAGGUUAGACUUUGAACAUUUUGAGAUAGCACAACCAACAGCACAUGAUACAACAUGCUAUGGAGGAUUGUGUGAUCGAAGAGAGGCAGCACAGUGCCAUAUAGACAGCUUUAAAGUUCUCAGUGGUUUUGGGGGUAUUUCCAGUCUUGGAUUUACCAGUCUCUGUGGCUUUAAUUCAGGACAGCACAUUUAUGUGCCAGUGAAUGCCUCUCAAGGAGUGAACUCAGUUACCUUGAGUUUCCAUCUAGCAGACCGCAAUCUGCAUGAUUCUCUCUUUCAUCCUGCCUGGAGGAUUCGUGUUACACAACUUGAGUGUGUCCCACAACAAUAUGUCUUGUCAGGACAGAAACGAGUAGCCCCUUUAUAUACAGAUUUCAACAGUCUAGCGCCACCUGGCUGUCUACAGUAUUACACUGAGCGUUCUGGAAACUAUCAGACCUUUAACUUCAAUAGCGAAGAAGAAAUCAAACAACAAUACACUGCUGAUAUGAACUAUGCAAUAUGCUUCCAUAGACCUUCAGAUGCUUGUGGAAUAAUGCAUAUAGCUGAGAAAUUUGAAGUUGGUUCAUACCACAGACAAGGUGGCAGUGAAACAGAUCAUCAUUGUGAUUCUUACAGUGUUUCUGAUUACCUUUUCAUUCCUAAUGGCAAGACCAGUGACAGAAGACAAGCUGACAAGUAUUGUGGAACAUCAUUGAAUCCCAAUAUUUCUGUUACAGCAAUAUCCCCAGGGCCACUGUAUGUGAUCUUCAGAAGUGACAGUGUCAUACUCAAUGAUUAUCUCAGCAGUGAGAGAGGCUUUAAGAUAAAGUAUCAAAUACUGAACAACUGCCAGUGAAAUGAGGGGUUCAGGACACAAUAUAGCUCUGAGUAAGAGGAGCAUUCAUUAAGAAGUGUAUAAACAAUUAUUAAUGUUAAUGAUUUAUUUGUAUUGAUGAAUACUGGAUAAUAUCACUAAAGUCUCUCUAAAUAUAUCAACAAAACAUAAUGUCAUACAGGAAGUGCAUAGGAAGUGACUUGUUAAACAAAAAUGGAAGGAGUUACUUAGUUUGUGCACUGAACACUUAUCAGUCAUCCACUGUAACUUCAAGUACAUUGUGUAAAUACAGGCUUGUCGUUUUCCUCAUCCAAAAUCUGAUCUUGGGUGUCUGAACAUUGAGUAGACACCUUCAUAGGCAAGUUCUUGAAUAAUGCAUGAUACACAGGAGGAAAAAAUUUUAGAAGAUCAAGCAUAUCCUUCUUCUGUAAAUAAUGGCAAAUCCAGGAUGGAACGUAACAAAAUUAGGAGAAGGAAAGUUACUACUCACCAUAUAGCGUAGAUGCCGAAUUGCAGAUAGGCACAACAAAAAGACUCUCACAAUUAAAGCUUUAAGCCUUUGGCCUUAAUCAACAAUAGACACACACACACACAAACAUGCACACGCACGCGCACGCGCAAACACAGCUCACCCUCACGCAAACACAAUUCACGCACAUGACUGCAGUCUCAACCAAUUGGAUAGUGCGGUUUCAGUUGCCUGAGACUGCAGUCAUGUGUGUGUGUGUGUGUGUGUGUGUGUGUGUGUGUGUGUGUGUGUGUGUGUGUAUGUGUCUAUUGUUGACGUAGAGCUUUAAUUGUGAGGGUUCUUUUGUUGUACCUAUCUGUGACUUAGCAUCUCCGCUAUAUGGUGAGUAGUAACUUUCCUUCUCAUAAUAUCCUUCUUCUUGUCAGUUGUCACAGACUGCCUGGUCUUGUAAAGUCUUCCUUGUGUCACUGAUGCAAGGCUUUGAAGAGCUCUGCCUAACAUGUGCUUACGAAAAUCUACCUCAUGAAAUUCUUCACUUUGACAGAAACUUGAUUUAAACGCCAUAGAAAAUGGCACUGCCCAUUCAAAUUGCAUUCAUCUGACUUGUAGCCUGUUUAAUGGAUGCCCAUCUGUAGCCCUUUUCCUGAUCACGGGGCUGUCUAGUAGCUCCUUCGUUGACACAAAGUCAUCGUUCUUCAUUAUGUGAACAAUGAAAGUCUUUUUCUUUUUACACCCGGGAUUAUAUCUACCAAAUCACCACCUGAGUAAAUAUAUUGUUUUUGUGACUGGCUAAUACAAUCAGACCAAAGUUUGCAUCAUUAGGCAGGUAGCUAUGGCCAGUUAUCGUAAAUUUGUGGUUUAUUACUUCCACUUUCAUAUCUGGGUCUUGCACUAAUUUCAUCAAGGAAACACACGUUACAAUUAUGGCUCUGCCCUGUACAUGAAUCAGAAUAUGCAGUAAUUACUUUGUAUGUCUUUGCAUAUUCCUUUAGGUAUUUCACAAUGCAGGACACAACAUCUUGGGAACCCCGAUCUCCUUCUGUUUCAUCCCACAUGUACAUGUAUUUGUUUCCGUCAUCUAAGAAUGGCGUCCCAGAUUAUACACAUAUAAAUUUCUCUUAUAGUAGGCAACAGACAUCUGCAGUUUUGGAAAGGGCAGUGUCUUUU